Messenger RNA from Paramuricea clavata, 620 nucleotides. The record is from the annotation of a GenBank genome assembly. NCBI's taxonomy places the organism in Eukaryota, Metazoa, Cnidaria, Anthozoa, Malacalcyonacea, Plexauridae.
AUGGCAGCCGGGAAUGUGGUCAGGCUUAUGACUCGGUCAGCAUACAGGCUAAUAAAUAGCACUUUUUCCUGGCAGCACAACGUUUUGUUGGAUCGCAUGACCACAUCGGAACUUGAAUUCUGGUUUCAUAAUGUUUUGCAUUUAAAUAGUGAACAAAUUUGGCAAGAUAACGAAAUUCCGUCGAAGGUUGUCUAUUCAGAUGCCUCUGAUCGUGCAUGCGGAGCAAUUCUAAACAUAGAUGAGAAAGUAUUUCACAGCAACUGGACAGAAGAAGAGCAAAGUAAGAGUUCAACCUGGUGGGAGUUAAGAACAGUUCUUUUAGCCUUAGAUGCAUUUACACUUAAUAUUCACAAUCGAACAAUCGCUUGGUUUACUGAUAAUCAGAACGUUGUCUCCAUAGUAUCUAAAGGGAGUAGAAAUUCAGAAUUGCAUACCAUGGCGUUACAUUUGUUUGAAGUAUGUUUAGCAUCGCAUAUUCAUUUGGAGGUCAAAUGGGUCCCUAGAGAAUUUAAUAUCCAAGCGGAUUCUAUAGGUCACAUUCUAGAUUAUGACGACUAUACAAUUAACGACUUUGUCUUUACAGAAUUCGAUAAGUUAUGGGGCCCUUAUACAGUGGACAG